UGCAGAGAAGUGUUGCGGGGCACGGAGAGGCCUUUGUGUGUUGUCCACUGUGUUAACAGAGGAGUGAAAAGUUUCCAACUUUACCACUGUUAGAUUCUUAGAGCAGCAGGGAGCAGUGAAAAUCUAUGCUGUGUGUGUGUGUGGUUACAGCUGUCUGAAGAGGCUGACCAUCAGUUGCAAGCACACACAAGAUCACUGGUGCUUUGCUGCAACCUGUUGUUUCCGAGAGGAUGGGCUGGUGGUGUGGUUAUGACUCCAUAUGCGAAGACUACCUGUAGACAGCAAUGGUGUAUUAUACGAUGAGCUCUGAAACUAUGUCGACAAGACCCUGUUACUGACAGCCUGAUUCCACUGGAAUCUACCCAUUUGUCACCGGCACAAUGCCUGUGCAGGCUCCACAAUGGACAGACUUCCUCUCCUGCCCAAUCUGCUGCCAGACCUUCGAUGAGAACAUUCGCAAGCCCAUCAGCCUAGGCUGUGGACACACAGUCUGCAAGAUGUGUCUCAACAAGCUCCAUCGCAAGGCCUGCCCUUUCGACCAAACCACUAUCAACACAGAUAUAGACAUGUUACCUGUGAACUCUGCACUGUUACAGCUGGUGGGAGCCCAGAUUCCAGAGCCGCAGUCUGUCACCCUGUGUACUGGAGCAGAAAAUACCAAACACUACGAGGAGGCAAAGAAAUGUGUGGAAGAACUGGCACUGUACCUCAAACCACUCAGCAGCACCAGAGGUGUGGUGCUCAGCAGUGCUGCACAGAGUGUGCUGAGCAGACCCAUGCAGAGGAAGCUGGUUACACUGGUUCACUGUCAGCUGGUGGAAGAAGAAGGCCGAAUCCGGGCGAUGAGAGCUGCCCGCUCGCUAGGGGAGCGCACUGUUACUGAACUCAUCCUUCAGCAUCAGAACCCUCAACAACUGUCAUCCAAUCUCUGGGCCGCUGUCAGAGCCCGAGGCUGCCAGUUUCUUGGACCAGCUAUGCAGGAAGAAGCCCUCAAACUUGUCCUACUUGCACUAGAAGAUGGUUCCGCACUCUCCAGAAAAGUCUUGGUGUUGUUCGUAGUCCAGAGACUGGAACCCCGAUUUCCUCAAGCCUCAAAGACCAGCAUUGGACACGUGGUGCAGCUGCUAUACAGAGCCUCCUGCUUCAAAGUCACAAAGAGAGAUGAAGAUUCUUCCCUGAUGCAGCUAAAGGAGGAGUUUCGGACAUAUGAAGCACUACGGCGGGAACAUGACUCACAGAUUGUGCAGAUUGCAAUGGAAGCCGGCCUUCGCAUCGCUCCUGAUCAAUGGUCCUCCCUCCUUUAUGGAGACCUGUCACACAAAUCUCACAUGCAAUCUAUUAUUGAUAAGUUGCAGACGCCGGCCUCCUUUGCACAGAGUGUUCAGGAGCUGACAAUUGCCCUGCAACGAACUGGAGACCCUGCCAACCUGAACCGGCUUCGGCCACACCUGGAAUUACUGGCCAACAUCGACCCCAGUCCAGAUGCACCUUCUCCAACGUGGGAACAGCUGGAGUGUGGCCUAGUGGCAGUAAAGACUGUAGUGCAUGGCCUGGUGGAUUUUAUCCAGAACCACAGCAAGAAAGGAACCGACCAGCAGCAGUCAGCACAGAGCAGCAAGUACAAAACAAGCAUGUGCCGGGACUUGCGACAACGGGGCGGUUGUCCUCGAGGAGCCAGCUGCACUUUCGCCCACUCACAGGACGAACUUGAAAAGUUUCGCAUGCGGAACAAGAGGUUAGCAGCUGGCCGGCCCCUCAGUCAGUCCCUUACCCAACUCAGCAAGGUCGGAGGGGUGAUGCCGGUCACAUCCAGCACCUUAUCAGACGAGGGCUCCUUGGAAACUGGCACGAAGCCCGUGUCCAUUCAGAACGGCAUGGUGGCAGCGAGCAGCAGCAUCGCACAGCUGAUCUCCCGCGGGACUGACUGUACCUACGACAUCGCCAUGAAGUCGGGCAAGAUGAGUGACAUGAGCAUGAGUGCGCCGGGAUCAGUGUCGGGAUCUCCACCUGACUCCAGGAUGGAUAUGCCCCAGAAGAGCUCUCUUGGUGCCUUGCCCCUUAACACCCUUUCUGCACCACCCCGGAUCAGUGCCGAGCUGCCACCCAUGCCAGUCUCCAAGCCAAUUCAGAUGGUGCCGCGGGGAUCACAGAUGUACCCACCCACUCAGCAGCCAGACGUGUACUAUCAGGACCCACGGAGCUCUGCUGCUUCCUAUGAGGCAGCGCCAUAUGCACCAAACCUUUACUACCCUCACCACUCUUCAGGAUCUGUGACUCCAUACCUGCCACAGUAUAGACGGGCUAGCAACGUAGCAGAACCUCCAAUGCCGCCUUCCACUCUUCAGUAUCAGGACCAUUACCCAACCUACAUUUCAGAGAGGAUGGGAAGUUCUCAGUACUCCAGCCCUCAGCAGUAUCCGCUGGCACAGCCGGUGUCAGGAAUGUACCCGGCGCAUUAUGGCAGUCGCCGGGUGUACCACCCUCCACAGUCCUACACGAGGGAGGACAUGCGAAACAGCCCCAUACCAGUCGACAUGCCAUCUGCAGUCACCAACUACAUCACAGAGCCCAGGGAACGCUAUGCUCCUGAAAACUACUACACUGUGAGCCCUCACCCCAACCAGAUCAGGCCUCCUUACAGGGAUCCUCAUGGCAGAGUGCCCCAGCACCAACCUCAACCUCAGCCAAGCCUGGAUUACCUUCACCGACGUCGGAAAGAGUUAAUGGCCCAGCUGGAGGAGCGGAAAACCAUUUCUCCACCACCCUUCCCCCCAACCGCAGCACUGCCAUCAUCCUUUGUCGAUGUUUCCCCGGAGUAUUCCGAUGAAGACCUGAAAGCAGUCAAGAAGUACAAGGACCAUGAAUACACUGCUCAAUACUCACCCUGGUCUUGUGAUACUAUUGGUUCCUACAUUGGCAGCCAGAAUGCACAGUCCAAAGACGUUAUGCCUUCCAGUGGCAUGGAGAUGAAUAACGUUGACAGUAAGGGCCUGCGGGAGCAGCUCAUGAACCUGGAUAUUCAGAGGCGAGCAGCCGAGAGCAAGGAGGAGGAUCCCAUCAUACCCUUUGGGGAGUUGCCAACUGUUUCCAAAUUUGGUGCCAUUUCUCGCACCUCCAAAACCAGCUAUCAGACAACAGGGCCGGUGCAGGCUGUGGCCUCACAAGGCAUUGCCACCAAGCCCAUCAGUGUCUCAGAUUACAAUCCGUACGGAAACCACAGCAGUUGGACGAACUCACCAGUCUCAUACUCGUCACACCAAACCAUGCCUACUCAGGGACAUUUCAUCGACAGAGAGAGACUGAGCAUGCAGGAAAUAGCUGCCCCAGGGAAGCAUCCUGUGCCCCAAAUGCCUCCAACAGACCGGGAGCAACUGAGGUUGGAGCUGCAACAAGUCAACCAGCAGAUCAGCCAGCAGAACCAGCUCCGAGGAAUUGAGCCUGCUAAUAGCCCAGUGCUGUUGCAGCGAGAGGUCGCCAACCAAGCUCCACAACAACACACCUCGUGGCCCAGCCUAAUGUCCAGUGAGCAGCUGAGCUUGGAGCUGCACCAGGUCGAACGGGAGAUUGGCAAGAGGAAGUAUGAGCUGGAGACGGAAAGUCGGCCCUCACUGGACAUACAGUAUAAACUGGCAUCUAACAAUCAGACUGAGAAUGGACAGUCUGAGCAGCAGCAUAAGGCCCCUGAGGACCUGCAGCCUUCCCUCAGUGAGGGAUCCAAGGUCGGGGCCUCCAGCUUCAUUACAGAAAGCUCCAUCAGUGCUCUGACCAAUAAAGCUGCCUCUCUGAACCUGGCCCCCGACACAGAGGGAGCUGGGGACCGCUGCGACAGCCAACAGAACGGGCUUUAAACCAACAAAGCUGGCAGCCUGCCCUGGACAAGCCUGCCUGAACGUCUCGUUAAGAAAUGCAGCACUGCAACCAACAGACUUGACAUGCCACUCAUCUAGAUGCAAUGCGUCAAAGUAGCAUUGAAUUUUUUUGUUGUUGUUGUGUAUGUGUGAAUUAACAUUUUGUUUUAUUAGCACGCAUGCCUUGGCUUGCAAGGCAUGGGACAUAUCCUUAUGAUUACCUGGUUAAUCUUAGUGAAGUAAUCUCAUUUUAUUAUAAACCCCUACUUCAGAACUGUGCCUGCAACAGCGCAAGUUGAUGAAGUCACAUUCCCAUGGGAUUCUGAGAUGAUGCGACGAAGGUCGACGUCACAGAUGGAACCUUUUUAGUUCCACCGCAGUGAGGAGCAAAUACUUCCACUAACAUACUUACCAAAAGGCUGUUACUUUCUGGGAGGAGAGAGCUCUGGCAUCUUUCUUUUUAAGGUCCUUCACCAGAAGGCUUUACAGCUACAACGGGGAAAGGAAAAGUCAGGAACACUCUCGCAACCAGAAAAGUAACAUUCUUAAAUAUUGUCUUUGUGCUUUCCACAGGGUGGAAAUUAUAACUAACCCAAGAGCAUCCUUUUACUGGGAAAGGUUUAUUGCUUACUGAACACAUUCUUUAUUGAAGACGCUGCCUUCCUUUGCUGGGCCUGGCUCUACAGAGUCACAAGGAGACUGAAAAGUCACUCACACUGGAGAUGUGGGAGGGGGGGGGAUUUGGUCGUAGAGUCCCAGUGUGGGUAGCUGCCGAGACCCAGGGUCCCAGUGUGGGCAGGGGCUGAGACCCAGGGUCCCAGUGUAGGCAGGGGCCGAGACCCAGGGUCCCAGUGUGGGCAGGGGCCGAGACCCAGGGUCCCAGUGUGGGCAGGGGCCGAGACCCAGGGUCCCAGUGUGGGCAGGGGCCGAGACCCAGGGUCCCAGUGUGGGCAGGGGCCGAGACCCAGGGUCCCAGUGUGGGCAGGGGCCGAGACCCAGGGUCCCAGUGUGGGCAGGGGCCGAGACCCAGGGUCCCAGUGUGGGCAGGGGCCGAGACCCAGGGUCCCAGUGUGGGCAGGGGCCGAGACCCAGGGUCCCAGUGUGGGCAGGGGCCGAGACCCAGGGUCCCAGUGUGGGCAGGGGCCGAGACCCAGGGUCCCAGUGUGGGCAGGGGCCGAGACCCAGGGUCCCAGUGUGGGCAGGGGCCGAGACCCAGGGUCCCAGUGUGGGCAGGGACCGAGACCCAAGGUCCCAGUGUGGGCAGGGGCCGAGACCCAGGGUCCCAGUGUGGGCAGGGGCCGAGACCCAGGGUCCCAUUGUGGGCAGGGGCCGAGACCCAGGGUCCCGGUGUGGGCAGGGGCCGAGACCCAGGGUCCCGGUGUGGGCAGGGGCCGAGACCCAGGGUCCCGGUGUGGGCAGGGGCCGAGACCCAGGGUCCCGGUGUGGGCAGGGGCCGAGACCCAGGGUCCCAGUGUGGGCAGGGGCCGAGACCCAGGGUCCCAGUGUGGGCAGGAGCCGAGACCCAGGGUCCCAGUGUGGGCAGGGGCCGAGACCCAGGAUCCCAGUGUGGGCAGGAGCCGAGACCCAGGGUCCCAGUGUAGGAGUGGGUUGGUUUAUAGGCUGGGUGAUCUUGAGGGUACCUUGCAGAAUUGUUUGUAGGAUGAUCCUUUGCUGCAGUGACAUUUAGGCGUGUCCGCGAUUUGGAGAGGUUACAGGUGGGAUUGUGAGCCCUGGUUCUCACUCAUCUGCACUCCAACACUGGCACACGGGAGCGAAGGUCACAGUAAUCCCAAUUAUUUCCAGUGGAAACUAGUCAAAUAAAAUAGAACCACAGAGAGAAAAAAAUUAUUCAAAUGACUUUGAUGCACAAAUCAAAAGGGAUGCUCUCUCUUCAAGUUGCAGUGUGACCUGGACAAGUUGGCUAUCUAAUAAUCAGUUUCUCUAUUGUUAGUUGAGUGGCGUGUUUGCGGAUCCUGGGCACUGGUUCUGGAGGCCUGAUUGAAGGAUUCCAGUCACCCAGCCCUGGGUCAGACAUAUCUCCAUCAAAGUCCUUGCGUGGACACAGAAGAAUGCAGGGUCCCUGCGGUCCAUGUCUCCCAUGAAGGUGAGCACUUGACCAGCCAUUGACACUUGUAAUUUUCACAUUGAAUUUUGACUUAAUAGAACAUUGGCUGGGAAGGUUAUUCAUUACUGAGUUUCUGCUUGGAAUUCGAGCUUUGUGCAAUUUGUGUGUGUGUGUGUGUGUGUGUUUUUUUUAAAGCAGAAAAGUUCCUUUUGACACAACUUUUAAAAUAAACAAAAAAAUUGUGUGCUUUGCUGCAAACUUCCUCUUGACAUCGAGGAGGCUGAUUUUGUUUCGAAAUACGCUUCAGAAACCAAGUGGUUUUAUUUCAGAUCCAACCGUGUCAGGUCCCCAGCUCUUCCUCCUUUUUCGCAGUUUGAUGGAGCUGAUCUCGGUAACUGUGCUGACUUGAGGCUAAACCAAGGGUUAUACCUGACAUUCUGGGCAUUUUGUCACACAUAGUGGUCCCAAGUGCAUCAUCAUGUGCUCAGUGUCUGCACUGUGUUACACAGGAAAGGACCUGAUGAAUCCUGUUAGACUGAAAGGGACAUCACACAGCAAGGAGUUUUCGGAGUUUGGAUUAAGAGAGGUGAUUUAAAAAUUUCCAGAGACAUCCCUAGUUGAUUUGAGUUCUCACUUCCGAAUUCAUGCCCAAACUUCCGCAACCCCCACCCCCUUCCACACACACUAACUUCAGUCGAACUGGCCUUGGUUAGUACUUUGCCCUUUGCCCACAGGUUUAAUACCCCCUUGUUUAGCAGCUGGUAUCUAUGCCACCUUGGAGGUUAAAUCAACAAGUCAAUAUUGUUGUCCUCAAACGUGCCAGGGAAGUGUUCACAAAACAAUUCCUAAAUGCCUGGGGAGCAGGGAGACAUUCCUGAUCGAAGCCGGUGGUGCAGUCUCUUGUUGCUUCAAGGAAUGUCCUAGCUGAGGAUUUACUCCUCUUCCCCACCCAACCCUAUGACUCCCUCGGUGCCACCUCUCCCAUCUCGUGCCUUUCAGCUGCUGCUCAUCGUGCUUUGUACUCCCACCUGCCUGUAACAGGUCGGUGCAGUUCAGACUGAUGUCUCUCAAUGAUCGAGAGUGAGAUAGGAAGCUACCCAGAGUAGGUAGCGCACAGUGGCAUGUUCCCUGCAAGGCCUGCAAUAUCAUUGUUUGAAUGUGAGUGGCCGGGCUACCAAUUGAGAGAGGGAGGGUUAUCAGUUCAGCUUUGGGGGAUUGAUGAAGAGCUAGACUGAGCAAAUUGGACUGUUUGGGGUGAAAGACUAUUGCAGGUUGAAGACCGGAGACAGAGAAGACAAGGCAGCAUUCCAUCAGAAACUCCUUUCCCCAACCAGAACAUUAACAUCUCCCCAUUUUAUUUCCGAUUUCUAGCAAGUGCAGUUUUCUCUUUUUCUCAGUGGGAGUUAGUGUGAGUGGGGGUGCCCAGAACAAACUGUGGAGGACAACAUAAUGAGGGGAGAGCAAGGAUCUGUUUUAGGUCCUGAAAUGAGAGAGCCGAGGUCAGUUCACAUCACGGCCACUGCCCAGAGACUUUUCAAACCUCUCUCUGGGAUGUUUUAAACUGAAAUAUUUCCUGCAGCAAAGCACUACCUGUUUAAACCCAUGUUGCUCAAUGUAUUGUCUACAGUAUCAGUCGUAAAUCAAAUCAAUUUAGGUUUCUUUGCAUCAGGUGUGUAACUCUUUCCUUCCUAAUACUAAGUGCAUCAAUCUUGUUCCUCCUGAUGGAAUACCACUAGUAACGCAUCAGUAAUGCUGGUACAGUGCUAGGAGUGUACCCCUCGCGGCGUGAGUGUACCCCUCGUGAUGUCGGGUACAGUUCCGGGCUUGUAUCCCUCACGGCGUGGAUAUCUCUCAUGGUGUUGGGCACAGUGACUUCCUUCUGACUCUAGUACUUCCCAUCUCUGCCCCAUCAGCUGUUUCAUUCCCUUCACAGCUUCAGAACCGUAAUCUUGCCAAUGACUUCUGUGAAGUUGUUUUUCCCAAUAGGGAAUGAAACUGAUUAUUACUUACUCAGAUUUGGAGAGGGGAGGGGGCUGCUGAUGAGCAAUGAUACAACAGGUGUAAUAUGCACACUGAUUCAAUUGUUGGCCAGUAAGAUUUUCUAGGGCAUUCAUCCUCGAGCAGUUGUUUUGGUGAAGAUUGGACACCAAAAUGAACAACAUGAAGACUCUUUGCUGCAUGCUCCUUGUGGAGGUUAGCACUGAGGUCUGGGUACAGAGUGGAGCUGGCUGGUCCUCUCUUGAAUGACUAACAGAGCACGCAUACUUUGUACCAGCACUUUCAUUGGGUGAUCUACCACUCCAAAUGUGUUGAACUCUUGCCACUGAUUUAGUGCUUCUGAAUUGUAAAGAGUUAGGGGGGAGGUGCUUUCACUGUUGCAGGCCCAGUAGUAUUGUCCACCAAUCUCCUGACCAGUGUGCACAACCUUUGGCUGGGGCUGGGAAUAGCUGUUCAGGCUGUAACCAGCCACCUGCUGCAUUUGUAGUCAUUCACACUUACAUUGGUUAUGCUGUGUAUAUCAGUGUCUGUGCAUUGGUCAAGAUGAAGUCCAGGACUUUUCCAAUCUUUUCGAACACGUUCUCAUUGACUCUAGUAAGCCUGUUAUACUCUGCCUUUCCAUUGAGCAUAGCUCACUGCAGACAACUUCCAUCUGAAAGCUGGGGUUCCAGGUACUAACUCCAGUCAAUCGUUGGAAUUGUCAGUCCUGUAAGCAAGCAGACUCUAUCUACUUCACUCUGUCCCUGGCCUCCAUGUGGCUUAGGGAAGCUCUGGGUCCUUUCGAUUUCUUGGACACAGACCCCACAGUUCAAGACCUGGUUUGUUGUCGAUUCCACCAAAAACCAGGAUCCUGUGCAGAAUAUUCCAGAGUCUGUCACUUUGGUCAGUUUAGCUUCCCAAAUGUUGCUUCCUUUCCUUUAGAAAUUAUGAGCACCAGAUCUGAACAAGGAACUGAACCUUACUGACAUCAUUAAUAUUAGUUUGUCUCGCUCCCGCUGAUAAUCAGCGAGAGCCUCAAGAGUGCGCAUGCCCCAUGAAUUGCGCCUUGGCAGUGUGGAAGUGGGAGCUGUCUUCACAAAUGGCCAAAUAUUGACCCCUUGCGUGGGUUUCACACAGUACGGGGCGUCGUACAGUAGAGUUUGACAAUGGCACAUUUGGUUUAGUUUAUAAACCGCUGCCAAUAGUAGUUUCUAGCUGCUUUCUACAGCCUCGGCGCACUGUAUGUUUCCUUUUGAGAUGCCAACGCAGAAAUGUCAGCAGUGAGAGUGUUUGUGAAAUUGCAUCAGUUAAUCUCAGACUGGCUAUUUUCUGUAUUUUUAAUCAGCUGUUCACUAUCAGCAAAGGAAUGAAUGAAUGAAUGAAUUUUAUUCUACAGUCGGGGCUGCACUAGUGCGAUAGAUUGCCUUUCAUCCCCCACCGGGUUUUACCUUUCUAGCACGAAAACUGCACAUUUCUAACCACAAUGAUGCCAUGUGCUCGCCAACCCUCCUCUCAAACUGGCAGAUAACCUGUCAAAUAACCUUCAAAACCCCAAGGUUCUGCCAGCCUCAAACUCAUUUCUGCCAGCACAAUUGCCGUUUAAUAAAAAUAGAUCCAGCCAGUGUCUUCAGUAGGUUGCAGUCAACAUCUCUCAGUCUGUCUCAUUCCUUCAUGCUCUAUUUCUCUCCUCCUGUCUCUGACUUGUUCUCACUCUGCCUUGUUUUUUUUCUCUCUCUUGCUUUCUGUCUCCUGUACGCGCACUUUCUUGUUCUCUGUCUCCCAGGCUCUCUCUGUCUCUCUCCUUCUUUUCCCCCUUGUUCUUCACUUCUUCCCUCUCUCACACAUGAAAAUUCAAUUCCCUGUCUUGUUACCCUUUGGGUAGAGAGAGCAAUGAGUUCUGUGCAACUUUGUGGUGCUAAAUGGAAUGAAGAGUGAGAUAUGCCAAGACACUGUGUGGCGAAACUACCACUAGCCACAUGUAGGGAACUGCCAUCCUUAAUGCUUGCUUAAAGCCAAGUGCCCCACCUUGUGCCCCCCCACCUAUUGCCCAAUUUGACCCUGAACCUCCCAUUGCAACAGGCAGGUAUUUGGUUGGGGAGCACAUAAUAUCCGCAGGCUGGAGCAUAGAUCCUCAAAAGAAUUAGACUUCUAGCCAGCUACCACUCCCAUGGACUGUGGAUAUCACAUGUAGUGCCUGUGUCGUGGGCACUGUGUGCUCAACAGGUCCCAAUUUGAGAUCCCGAGUACACAAUUCCAAGCAUCACGGUUAGAAAUGUGCCACUUUUUACACACGACUGGAAGUGCAGAAUGUGGACGCAGGUGGCCAAGGCAGCUCUGGGCGGCUGGGUCUGCUACAUUGCCUACUACUCCUCCAUUCUCACACACGCAGCCCCAUCGUCCAUUUCAUUCUAUGCACUGGAUAUUAGGAAUCGCUAAGUGUACGAUAUACUUUUAUUUGGAUUUAUAAUGAGCAUAUGGACACUUUUCAGCUGCCCAGUAGUGUUUGGUUUUGCUAAGGGAUCCUAUCAAGAGAGUAAUACCAAUGGUUGCUAUGAGCUCUAACUGUGUCACAGGAGGAAACAGCCCACCACACCUGCUGCAGCCCAUCCUCGCAGUGAGAAUGUUGCCUUUCUCACACAUCAGCUUGUUUAGUUUUCUUAAAUUAAGGUAAAAAAAAAUUUCCUGAAAAUUUUGUUUGAUAUACUCCAGUAUGGAAUGUUUUAGAAUAUCUUUCUCCAAUGUGGAAUGUAGCUUUUUUCCUUUGUAAAGAAUUCACUGUGUGAACAUUGUUUUUUGCCUUUGUAUAGUACAAUAAUAUUCAGCUACAGGAUUGGGGGUGGAAAAGGGGAUAAAAAUAAACUGUACAUGAAAUUGUUCUGCUUGUCAGAAAGCGAAUGCAGUUCGUGUAACAAGAGAAGUUCACAAGGACUUCAAUAAAUUGUUUAAAA
Messenger RNA from Carcharodon carcharias (great white shark), 10838 nucleotides. Its product is annotated as roquin-1-like. Gene Ontology annotation, molecular function: metal ion binding. The record is from RefSeq and is a predicted model, not a curated record. Lineage: Eukaryota; Metazoa; Chordata; Chondrichthyes; Lamniformes; Lamnidae. The coding region runs from base 381 to 3848 and encodes 1155 amino acids. The transcript is spliced from 21 exons.